This is a messenger RNA of Patiria miniata (bat star), 1064 nucleotides long. RefSeq names its product putative defense protein Hdd11-like. Lineage: Eukaryota; Metazoa; Echinodermata; Asteroidea; Valvatida; Asterinidae. Gene Ontology annotation, molecular function: oxidoreductase activity, acting on metal ions. The transcript is spliced from 6 exons. Bases 50 to 739 code for a protein of 229 amino acids. The record is from RefSeq and is a predicted model, not a curated record.
UUGGACCAUAGACCAGCGCCAUUUCUCUGUUUCUAAGAUAAAAUCAAGAAUGGAUAACGCGGUUGUAAUGAUGCUACUGUUUCUUCUGCCGAGGUUUUCCCUGCCCUACCCGUCCGGUCCACCUGUGGCCAUCCAGCGCGUCUGCCGCGACAUGGACCCCGUGGGUCACCGGCCGCGCACGGCUAGCGGACAGGCACCGUACACCAUCCAGAUCAGUAGGUACAACUACGGACCAAAUCAACCUGUUCAUGUGACAGUCAGAGCCAACAGAGGCGUCUCCUUCCAAGGUUUCUUCCUCCAGGCCCGUCGCCAGGCAACGGGACGAGACAUCACCGAGGCACUGGGGGAAUUCACCUCCAUCUCCAGCGGCACCAAAUUCGUCACGUGUGUCACUCCCGCGAGCGCAUGGGGCCACAACGGUGACACACCAAAGACUGCAGUGACAGCGACGUGGGCCUCACCAACAACAGACCAAGGACCAAUCAUAUUCAGAGCAACAAUAGUCAAAGGACCAGCCAGUGAGUUUUGGACCAACGUGGAAUCGCCGGCCAUGUUCUUCUCGUCCCGUCCUAGGGAGUUCGGGCAAGAGUCAACAACUACCCCUGCAGCGUCAACGCAAGGACGAAUAUGCCUGGGCAGAUCAAAUUCUUCCUACUCGUUUAGACCCAGUGUGACUGUGACUACGGUACUCCUCAUUAUCACGUUAUUCCUGCUGACUGUUCUGAUGGGAUCCAUGUAGUCGCCAGUAUAGCGCCCUCUACGACAGAUGACCUGAUUAUCUUUAUCAUACGUCUGUUUUGAUUUAUUCGUCACACUUUUUCCUCGUCUCUUUUAUCAUAAGUUCAUGCAUACAAUCACGUACGGUUAAAAUUGUUAAUAUUUCACUGAAUAGUUGUUUACUUGUACACAAUAUUUGACUAUUAUUUUUGUUCGGGUAUUUUUUUAAAUAUUUUUUACUACGGUAAUUAAACUCCUAGAUAUGGUUAUGGCGAAGCUGGUGUCAUAAUGAAAAUGCAAUCAAUAUUUUUUUUCAGUGAGAGCUAUAUCGUACGGAAGCGUUAAAA